GUGAGACAUAUUUGUAAAAUAUACAUAAGUAUAGACCAAGUAAACAUCUCUUUAUAGUCAACAUCAGGUAUUUAAAUUUGUAUAUUGGUCACUCUUGUACAGAAUUAGUUUCAUAUGAUAGAUGAAUAUUGUGUUAUACUGCUGUAGUUUUAAGGAAAAUAAAGUCCCAUUUUGAAGUAUAAAAACCCCUGUACAUUCUUUAUCAAUGUGUUUCCCUAUAAUUAAGCCAUAGGAAUUUAAUUAAUGUUGCAUGCAUACACCAUUAUAUUACAGUGUUAGUGGCGGCACAGACUAUUAUGCUGCAGAUGAGAAUGAAGUGUUUCAAACUGAUCGUGACCUGGUAGAAACCCUUAAUCUACCCAGCCAUCCUGGUCCAACUAGAAACUCAGAGGAGCCUUUGUUUGACCCAGAACAAAUACAAGGUCAUAUACAAGCCCAGCAACAAGAAACAAUGGAUAUUAGAAAGGUCUUGUCAAGAAUUGUUGAUGGUAGCAGAUUUAGCGAGUUCAAAGUCCAGUAUGGUACGACAUUAGUUACAGGAUUUGCUCAUGUUCAAGGGUAUUUGGUGGGUAUAAUAGGGAACAAUGGUGAAAUAACAGAUACAGCUGCCGCUAAAGGAGCUCAUUUUGUCCAGAUGUGUUCAGAACGUAACAUUCCAAUUGUUUUUCUACAUAACACUGUCUCUCAAUCCACAGAUAAUACAUUUGGUUUAACGGGUGGUAAUUUUGUUCGAGAUCAUGCUAAAAUGAUGGCAGCUGUAAGCUGUGCUAAAGUACCAAAGAUCUCUUUUGUGAUUGGUAAUAGUAUUGGACCUUCAAAUUUUCUGAUGUGUGGACGUUCAUGUAGCCCAAUUCUAAUUUUUUCAUGGCCAAAUGCUGCAAUAGGUAUGAUGAAAGGCUCCCAGAUUGUGCAAGCAAUAAUGCAGGAAAAGUUUGAUAGGAAAGAUGUUGACAAUACUGAGGCGAAAGCAGAAUUGGAGAAGAAGUUAACACAGAAAUAUUUGCUGGAAACAUCUGCCUUCUACAUUAGUUCUCGUGUGUUAGACGAUGGAAUUAUUCUUCCUCAGCAUACCAGACAAGUGAUAGGAAGAUGUCUUGACAUAACAGCAGCAUACCUUCCCCGACAACAGACUAACUAUCCUGUGAUACGAAUGUAAACUGUGAUAUAUAUAUUUCUGACACUGUAAGAUAAUGACAUAGCAAAUGAUAUUAUUAGAUAUAAUUAUUAUAUUUUAAAUCAGCAUGCCUCCAGAUUAAUUUUUUUAAUAUGAAAAUGUAGUUAAAAGUAAAUUAAUGUGAAGUGAACAAAGAAAGUAAUUUCCAUGUUGCAAACAGCACUUAUAAUCUAUGUUUGUUACUGAAAAAGAGGUCAAAAUAGGCCUUACUAAGUUAGUCAGGCAGUAGAAAUAUUGUGAUAAAUACUGCAAAAUCCAAAAACAGUCAUUAAUCACAUAAAACAUAUAAACUAUGGUUGAAUCUUGAAUAUUUUCUCUUUUCUCAAGUUUGAUUUUCUUAAAAUAUUUUUGGCUCAUCUGGAGGCAUGCAUGCAGGUUUAUUGGUUUAUCAUUUUUAACGUCCAUUUUCUCAGCAACUAUCACAGGAUUCACUCCUAACUUGCUAUACUUGUUCAGAAUGAAAAGGGUGAUACUAUAUAAGACAGAUAAUCUUAAUUUCAUUUUUUUAAAAACUUUAUUACCCUUUUUCAACUUUAUCUCAGAAACUAUC
Molecule: messenger RNA, 1724 nt
Organism: Ruditapes philippinarum (Manila clam)
Lineage: Eukaryota; Metazoa; Mollusca; Bivalvia; Venerida; Veneridae
Product: methylcrotonoyl-CoA carboxylase beta chain, mitochondrial-like
Exons: 7
Coding region: 251-1156 (301 amino acids)
Biological process (GO): L-leucine catabolic process
Cellular component (GO): methylcrotonoyl-CoA carboxylase complex; mitochondrion
Molecular function (GO): methylcrotonoyl-CoA carboxylase activity
Source: RefSeq, a predicted model, not a curated record